Molecule: messenger RNA, 1755 nt
Organism: Sordaria macrospora k-hell
Lineage: Eukaryota; Fungi; Ascomycota; Sordariomycetes; Sordariales; Sordariaceae
Source: RefSeq, a predicted model, not a curated record
AUGACUCCGUCGACAACUUCAACCCCAACCUACCAUACCUCGCGCCCAUCCGUGACGCUACGGUCCUACCCUCCCAAGAAGAAGGAAGUCCAGAAGCUUUCUCUGGGCGAAUUUUUGAACGAGCCCUCUUUCGGCGGCUCCUGGGCUGACGAGGUCGAGGACACCUAUGCCUCCGGCACCCAGCCUCUCCCUCCUGCUGAGCGUCGCGGCCCUUCCACGUAUGGUGGUGGCUCUUCCUAUGCUGACCGCGGUUAUUCCUCCAUCCGCGACAACAUCAGCCCGGCCCAGCUUCCUACCCGCCCUCCUUUCACCGCCCAUCUCGGCAACCUUUCUUACAAUGCGACCGCCGAGACCGUUACCGAGUUCUUUGAGGGCUGCGAUGUUGUGAACGUUCGCAUCAUCGAGGAUCGCGAGACCCAACGCCCCAAGGGUUUUGCCUAUGCCGAGUUCAAGGAUGUCGAGGGUCUCAAGACUGCUUUGACCCGUGAUGGAGAGACCUUCGACGGUCGCAGCAUCCGCAUCAAGAUUGCCGAUCCCCCCAAGCAGGGAUACGGCGACAGGAUGGAGUCCAGUCGCGACCUUCCUACCUGGGAGCGUAAGGGUCCCCUCGCCGACUUGCCCGGACGUGACCGUCCCCAGCGUGACUUUGGCGAGCGCAGAGCCCCCAGAGAGUUUGCCCCUGCCGACGAUGGCAAGGUGCGCGACUUCGGCAAUUGGGAGAGGCGUGGUCCCCUCCCCCCUCAGGAGCCUACUGAGCAGAUCAGAGACUCCUCUCGCUCGCGUCCCCUUGAAGCCCGUGGCGAGUCUUUCCGCAACGACAGGAGGGCUUCCCCCGCUGCUUGGGGCCCUGGUGAGGGUCGUCAAGAUACUUCCCAUCCUCCCCGCCGCGAGUUUGGCGACCGUCCCGAGCGCGCUCCUACUGCUGCCGAGCAGGACAACCAAUGGCGUAGCAAGAUGCGCCCUGCCACCGAGUCUCGUGAAGGAAGCGUUCCCAACUCUCCCGCGCCCUCGGCUGCCCUUCCCGUUGGCCGCCCCAAGCUCAACCUCACCAAGAGAACCGUCUCUGAAGCCCCCGAGGCCGGAUCGACCCCUUCCGCUGAUUCCAAGGCCAGCCCCUUCGGUGCCGCUCGCCCUAUCGACACUGCCGCCCGCGAACGCGAGAUCGAGGAGAAGCGCCUCCAGGCUCUGAAGGAGAAGAAGGAGGCCGACGAAAAGGCUAAGGAGGAGAAGCGCCUCGCCAAGGAGGCCGCUGCGAAGGCCGAAGCCGAGAAGGCUGAAGCGGAUGCUGCGGCGGCGAAGGCUGAGGCUGAGAAGCCCGUUGAGGAGACCCCCGCCCCCGCUGCUGAGGAGGAGGUCAAGUCCCCCGGUGCUGCUCCCGCCAACGGUGAGGCCGAUCAGAAGGUCCCCGCCAAGACCCGUGAGCCUCGUGAGCCCCGCGAGGCUCCCAAGACCAGAGCCACCGAGAGCGGUAACUGGCGCUCUGCUCCUAGGGAACCCCGUGCUGGUGCCGCUCCUGGCGGACCUCGCCGCAACGAUCGUGCCCCCGCUGAUCGUGCUCCUCGCGCUCCUCGUAGCGACUCUGGCCGUGGCCCUCGUGCUAACGGCGGUGCUCCUGCCACCCAGCCCGCCCAGGCUGCCCCGGCUGCCGCCGCUGAGCAGGCCCCCGCUACUCCCGCUGCUGCUGAGGAAGAUGAUGGCUGGACGACCGUCACUGUCCCCAGCAAGGGCCGUCGUGGCACCAACCGUGCCUACUAA